Klebsormidium nitens is the source of this 747-nucleotide messenger RNA. Lineage: Eukaryota; Viridiplantae; Streptophyta; Klebsormidiophyceae; Klebsormidiales; Klebsormidiaceae. The record is from the annotation of a GenBank genome assembly.
AGCAGCUAGGUAGCAGAAGGAAACUUUGGGAUCACAGCAGCAGAGGAAAGCCAGGAAGUUGCUCGAGCUUGUGUCCUCUUACAGACCUUCUUCAGCGCCAUGUUCCGCAAUCAGUAUGACACGGACGUCACCACAUGGAGCCCUGCGGGGCGGCUCCACCAGAUUGAGUACGCGAUGGAGGCCGUCAAGCAGGGCAGCGCCGCAAUUGGCCUGAGAAGCAGCACGCACGUGGUGCUCGGGACGCUGCUGCGCGCGGCCUCAGAACUGAGCUCCUACCAGAGGAAGGUCUUCAAAAUUGACGACCACAUGGGGAUCGCAAUUGCUGGAUUGAACGCGGAUGGACGGGUGCUGUCAAGAUAUAUGCGGAAUGAGUGCAUCAACCAUAACUUCGUGUUCGAGUCGCCGAUGCCGGUCGGUCGGCUGGUGACUCAGGUAGCGGACAAGAGCCAGGUGUCGACGCAGAGAGCCUCUGCGAGGCCAUAUGGGGUGGGGCUGCUGGUGGCGGGGUAUGAUGAGUCUGGCCCGCACCUGUACAACACGGAUCCCUCUGGCAACUACUUUGAGUACUAUGCGAUGGCAAUUGGUGCGCGGUCGCAAGCCGCCAAGACGUACCUGGAGAGGAAGUUUGAGGGGUUCAAGGAGGCGAGCCUGGACGAACUGGUGAAGCACGCGCUGUUUGCAGUGAAAGAGUCGCUACAGUUCCUGCCAUGUUCCCCCCUUGCUUUUGGAGGGAGAGCUUACGAGUAA